Messenger RNA from Neltuma alba, 1463 nucleotides. RefSeq names its product protein Jade-1-like. Lineage: Eukaryota; Viridiplantae; Streptophyta; Magnoliopsida; Fabales; Fabaceae. The record is from RefSeq and is a predicted model, not a curated record. Gene Ontology annotation, biological process: regulation of transcription by RNA polymerase II.
UCUAUUUCCUUUCCUUCUCUUUCUCUCAAUCCUACCUUUCCUUCCCUGCCUUUGAAUCUGCCGUCAAACCCCACAAACAAACCCAGAAACCCCUCCUCCCAUAGAAAAAAUGGAUACCAAUUAUCAUGGCUUACCUCCCCUCAAGAGAUUCAGACUCAUCCAACAGCAACAAGAGCUCCAGAAUCAACAGCCACAUCACAAUCACGGUCGCAAAACUCAGGAUGAAGGCGCCAGUGUCUCUGGCUCAACCUUACCGGCAAAGAAGCGUAAAGAAUCUCGAGAUUCAACAUUUCUUUCUGAUUCGGCAGUUUCAGUUUGUGUCAACACUUAUUCUUUACCGGCUAAGAAACGGGUAUGGGCUCUUCAACCUGAUUUUGGUUCCGAUGUCGGCGUUUCUUCUAUUGACCUUAAUGUUGAAUACAAACCAUCGAUUGAGGAAGAAGUAAAAUCAAUAGAUGAUGAAGCCAAUGAUACUGAAAUUCCACCUGUAGCAAAUUCCCUCGAUGUUGAAAAUGAGAAUGAGAAUGAUUCAAAUACUGAAGAUGUUGAUGAAGAUGAUGAGGAUGGGAUUGUAUGUGCUGUAUGUCAAAGCACAGAUGGGGAUCCAUCAGAUCCAAUUGUUCUCUGUGAUGGGUGUGAUCUAAUGGUUCACGCCGCAUGCUAUGGCAAUCCGCUUGUAAAAGGAAUUCCAGAGGGUGAUUGGUUCUGUGAAACAUGCAGAGUUUCAUCGUCUUCUGAAACUAAGAAUGAUGAUGAAAACAACAUUUCUUGUUGUCUCUGUCCUGCAAAGGAAGGGGCUAUGAAACCCACUGUAGAUGAGCGGUGGGCCCAUAUUGUGUGUGCUCUUUUAGUGCCUGAGGUGUUUUUUAAGGACCCAGAAGGAAGAGAAGGGAUUGAUUGCUCAAAGGUUCCCAAGAAGAGGUGGUCUGAGAAGUGUUACAUUUGUGAAUCUUCAAAUGGGUGUGCCAUUGUGUGUUCUGAGAUUAAGUGUCCUUUGGCAUUUCAUGUCACCUGUGGAUUGAAAGAGGAUCUUAGCAUCGAGUAUCGUGAAGGGAAGAAGAGUACUACCAUCGUCGCUGGUUUCUGCAGAGGCCACACUGAAUUAUGGAGAAAGCAACAGCUAUCUGGAAAAUACAAAAUCGUUGCUGAAGAAAACAAGUAGCAAUACUAGUCACGUGCAAGUCCUGUGGUAUUGUACCAAUUUGAAUGGUGCUAGUCGGUGUCCACAAACUUCACUGUUUGUUACUUCUUUCAGUUAGGCUUUUGACACGAAUUUCACAUUUAGGUGCUUCAGAUUUCAACUUUCAUUUGAUCCUGUAGUUCUCUAGAUGGGUAUCUUUUGUGAACAAUGAUUCUCUGCAAUGACUGUGCGAUUUAGUAAAGAGAGAGACAAUGAGAUUUAUUUGACAUGUAAGCUUUUGACUGAUCUGUUUCUUUUUAAUGGGCCUGUAGUUUAUUAGACA